AUGUCCGCCUCAAAUUGCAUCUAUCUCUCCGAGGACGUCAACAUAGCCCUGCACCGGAACCAUAUACUCAGCACUGGGAUAUCGCUGGUGAUUAUCCGCUGGGAUUAUAAGAAAGGAGCCAUAUAUUCGAUAUCCCCAUAUCGGGCGCGAUUUCUCGACGAUAUUCCAGAUCUAGCAUCCGUUCCGUGCAUCGAAAAGCUCUCUUUCCCGAAUCACGAUCCCUCCUGGGACCAGCAUCAUCAAAUCUGGACCGGAGCAGUGCAAACCAUACUUCAGUUCUGUCCUACAAUCACUGAUCUAGAGCUCAAUCUCGACGAGUGGGUCCGUCCAGAUCACUUGGAGUAUAUACAGGCACGUCGUGCAGCGCUAUCUUCUCUUUUGGGUUCCCUUCCAAGGAGCCUAAGGGUGCUAGACUAUGAGGGGGAGAGCGACGGCCCAUGGAAGCCGUCUAUGCCUGCACUAAAUCUCAUCCCCUCUGGUAUUGAUGGUGUGAGCCUCAAUCUGCGAGAUCUCAGCGUUCACCUUCAGGAGUUAAAAUUGAAACGUACUUCUAUUCUGAGGCCAGCUGAACUAGGCUUUUUGCACUUGAACUGGCCUUAUCUGAAGAUAUUGGAGAUUGAAUUUGUGCCAGCCUGGCUUCCUUCAGGAGAAUGGACUUACCAUAACACGCCGGAGGACCAGGCCGAAAUUGAUAAUAUUGAAGACUGGGAAGACGAGAUAUGCGAUGUCGAAGCGGGAUGGAAAUAUCCGAAAUUACGGACUGAAGAGCAUUUUCAUCGGCUUCUCAUAUCGCUCGGCUAUGCGGCACGACGUAUGCCCCGCUUGAAGGACAUGAAAUUCGAAGUGGAGAGCCAGGACGAAUUUAUGCUCCAUUUUCGAAACUGUGACGAGAUUACCUUGGAAUUGGAAACCCGGUCAAGAUAUCAGCCAGCUAAUCGGGUUGCAAAGGCCUGGAACUUUGCGAUGGAUGAUGUGAGGUUUCCGAACGAUUAUGAUUUUUUUGUGAUACUUCCAAGCUGGCCGCCUGCCGCGCCUAUCUAG
Molecule: messenger RNA, 1041 nt
Organism: Penicillium psychrosexuale
Lineage: Eukaryota; Fungi; Ascomycota; Eurotiomycetes; Eurotiales; Aspergillaceae
Exons: 4
Coding region: 1-1041 (346 amino acids)
Source: RefSeq, a predicted model, not a curated record